AUGGAGCCUGGAGUCCUUUUGAUCCAUGCGCCGACAUUCCAAAGAGAAUACGAGCAAUGCUGGGAACAGCCGCAAACUGUGGGCUCCACAUGGCUGGGCCUUCUAUUCACUAUUAUGUGCUUGGCGAUUCAUCUUCACCACCGCUCAGAGGACAAACCGUCGGAUUCAAUCCGGCAUAUCCAUCAAACCAGCGACACAUUCCGGGUUCAAGCCGCUCGCUGUUUGGUUGAUGCGAAAUACACGACCCCCUCCAAAUAUACCAUUGAAACUCUGAUGCUGUACACGUACGCAGAAUAUUUCGAAAGCCAGGACCCCCAGCAUGAAAUUUGGAUCUUGUUGGGCAUCAUUAUGCGACUUGCUAUGCGGAUGGGCCUACAUCGAGAUCCAGCCCGAUACCCGAAAUUGUCAUGCUUCCAAGGAGAAAUGAGACGACGAGUCUGGACGUUUUUGGCCCAACUGGAUACGCUUUUUUCGUUUCAGAUGGGACUCCCGCGAAUGCUGAAGAAUGAGCUCACAGACACAGAGUUUCCUUGCAAUUUGCUAGAUGAGGACUUUGACGAUGGUUCUACAACACUACCGCCACCCCGACCGGAGACUGAGUCCACACUGGUAUCAUACCUCGUCGCUAAGAGCCGCAUUGUGGCUGUCUUUGGCAUCAUCACGGACCAUGUCGCGUCUACACAACCGAACUCAUAUGAGUCCGUUCUCCAACUUGAUAGACAACUCUGCGACGCUUGUGCAUCUAUUCCCCAGCAUCUCCGGUUCCGCGGCAUAUCCCAGUCGAUAAUCGAGAUGCCUCAUAUCAUCAUGCGACGGUAUCAGCUGGAAAUUGUCUCCCAAAAGGCCCGCUGUGUUUUACAUCGCAAGUACCUGACGGAAGAUAUUGCGAAGCCGCUGCAUCCCAAUUCUCGGGCUAUUUGCAUUGAUGCAGCGGUGAAGCUGUUGAAGUACCAAGCGGACAUUGAUACUCAGACUCAACCUGGAGGAGUGCUGGGCCAGAAUCGGUGGUUUGUCACGUCCCUCAACAGUCAUGACUUCAUUUUGGCUGCCGUAAUAGUUUGCCUCGAGCUUCACUUUUGUUCCAAGAACGUUCCCGAAGAUGAUUCUUUGAGUGGUUCCCGGCAGGAGAAUAUUUAUGUUCAGGAGCUUGUUCAUGCUCUCCAAAUCUCGCACAGCAUAUGGGAUGCUUCCAAAGACAAAUCCAGAGAAGCAAUGCAGGCCUUUAAAACUAUCACUGUUAUGUUAGAGAAAGCAAAUGUGCCAAGGACGCAGUAUACCAAUUAUCCGACAAAUGAUAUGGUAACAGGGAGUGCCGGAAUGACGAAGACCGCGGAGGGCGGAUGUGGCUUGAAUGGAAACUCAAAUGGAGAAGAAUACCAAGCCACCACUGCAGAUAUCGACGAGGAAGAGUUGCUCCCUGCAGAUAGAUCUCUUCCUGGGUGUGGCCCCGUUGGCAACAUACGCUCAUUGUCUAGUCUGGGGCUUCCUAGUGAAGAUAUUACGAUGCAAGAUAUCUGGGACUUCUCAGGCUCGUUUGACUGGAAUGCUUGGGAUGCAGCGAUACAAACACCAUUCACCUUAGAAACCCAUGAUUACACGUCUGGCUUCGAGAGCUUCCAUUUGAUAUGA
Penicillium canariense is the source of this 1629-nucleotide messenger RNA. Its product is annotated as fungal specific transcription factor domain-containing protein. Gene Ontology annotation, molecular function: DNA binding; zinc ion binding. Lineage: Eukaryota; Fungi; Ascomycota; Eurotiomycetes; Eurotiales; Aspergillaceae. The coding region runs from base 1 to 1629 and encodes 542 amino acids. The record is from RefSeq and is a predicted model, not a curated record. Gene Ontology annotation, biological process: DNA-templated transcription. The transcript has 5 exons. Gene Ontology annotation, cellular component: nucleus.